AUUUCGGCGCGCAUUUGACACUCGACCUCUCCGGGAAAGAUACACCGGUGGGAGGAAGGGAAGCGUAGUCCUGUGUAACCUGGCCCUGCUGUCACGGUCGGCUAUCGUUGCCUCUGACUACCCAUUUGAGGAACAUCUCGGUUCACAUUUGUGGACGACCGACGAGCCGGUUUCUUGUAACAGGACCUGAGUGUGGAGUAAUGAGAGUGGAGGAGUGAAGGAGGCAUCUGUCCCACUGGAGCAUUGGUAGACAAGUGGGAGACCAGGCAGGAUGCUGGAGGCAGAUGCAGACCUUGCAGGUGGAGCCGUGGAGGGAGAAGCGGAGACAACAAUGGGGAGUGUAGACCUAAAGGCUGAAGUAGUGCGACUGACUUUGGAGCUGCAGGAGGCCACUGAGGAGAAGCUGCAGGCAGCCCGCUAUGGCCUGGUGGUGCUGGAGGAGAGUGCUGCUCUCAAGAGCAAACACACACAGCUGGAGGAGGAGCAUGAAGCCCUCAAAGUGGAGCUACAGCAGCUCAAAGAGGCUUUUGCAGAUUCUGUGAGCAGCCAGAAACGUGCAGCUGCCGAUGGAGAAUGCCGGGAAGAGAGCCUGCUGCAGGAGACAGCCACAAAGGAGGCUGCCAUGGCAACCCGCAUGGAGGAAGUUCAGUCAGAGUUAAAGCAGGCGCGCCUCGCUCUGGGCAACGCCCACGCAGAGAUCGAUAGACUUGGAGUGCUCUCCACCCAGCUGAAGAAGGAGUGUGAAUGUCUGGAGGCGGAGAAGGGCCAUCUGAGAGAUGAGAUGAAGGAAUAUAAAGUGCGCGAGCUACGCCAGUUGCAGGACAGCAGCGAGCUAGAGGAAGAGAACACUUCUUUGCAAAAACAAGUGUCUGUGCUAAAGGAGAACCAGGUGGAGUUUGAGGCGAUGAAGCUGGAGUUGACCCAGAAGGAUGAAGAGCAGGAGGAGCUGCGAGCUCAGCUGGAUGAAGCAGCGAGGCUUAGGGAGAUUGCAGAGAAGCAGCUGGAUGAGGCCCUGGAAGCCCUGAAGGAGGAGAGGGAGCAGAAGAACAGUCUGAGGCGGGAGCUCUCUGCCCUGGCCCUCAACCCCUUUGAUUCUGUGGGAAACCUGGAGCUGCACCUCGAGCAGCUAGAUGACAGCCAGGAGGAGGGCCGGGGGGGAGAGGGCGAGGGAGAGGACCAGGACAGUGGCUAUAAUAAUGGUCCUGGGUCUGCUCCCAAUUCUACUCACCCUCCUCACUUGGCGGGCUCCAAGACUAACGGCCUCAUCCAGCGCUACUCCACCCCAAGGAACAGUGACGUAUUCCUGCGUGCCCCAGCCUCUGGGCUGGUGUCAGACCUGCUGAGUGAACUGCACUUUUCGGAUAGCCAGAAACUCAAACAGCAGCUCGUACAGGCAGAACGAGAGAAGGCUAGUCUGGCCAGUACAGUGGAGGAACUGCAGAUGCAGCUGAUGCUGUCAAAACAGGCCCUCAGCCAGCAGGAGGACAAGGUGGGCUCUCUGACCCAGCAGCUGGAGUCCGUGCAGGGCAGCCAGCAGCACAACGUUUCUGACAAGUCAGAGGACCAGUGCGAUGAUGAUGCAGAGAAUGGAGAAGGUGGCAAUGUGGACUUUGACUAUGAGCUGGAUGCCAAGAGUACGGAGGUGCUGGAGGCACGCAUGCGUGCAGCUAGCGAGGAGCUGCUCAAGCUGAGGGAGGAACUGUCCCAGGCAGGAGCUCGCUACAACACCCUGGAGCAGCGCUGCAAGCAGGAGAAGGACCGCUGGAGGGCGGAGGCUCAGGAGCUGGCUGACAAGAUCCGCCAGUGCAUCAAGUCCAGCAGGCAGGACCAGGAGCGCAUCAGUGAGCUGGAGAAGGAGAUUGGAGCCACACGGAAAGUGGCCAGUGACUCCGAGGGCCACUUGAGCGUAGCACAGGAGGAGCUGCUGGCCUUCUCUGAGGAGCUGUCCAACUUGUAUCACCACAUCUGUGUGUGCAACAACCUGACACCCAAACGGGUCACCCUGGACUAUUACCGUGAUGGCGCCAAGGCAGGUGGAGGAGGGGGCACUGGGCGGAGACACAUCCACCCCCACCAAAACUCCCACAGGAAACCACGUACCAAUGAUGUGUUCAUCUCCAAGGCUGCGGCGUUGCAGUUCAUGGGGGAAGUGGACAGUGCGGGAGCCACCAGAGAUACUCCUAAUUGUCCUGGAUCCCCCACUCUGGAUUUCAGGGACCCCUCCAAUGUUCGCAACUUGGUGGCAGUCAUCCGUUGUCAGAUCAAACACCUCCAGGUGGCGGUGGACCUGUGUCGCCAGAGGGGCGCGUUGCCUUGCUCAGCGCUUAGCAACAGCGGAGAGUCAGAGCGGGAUGCUGAAACCCUCUUGGAGGAAGUGCUGAAGCUCAAGUCCCUCCUCAGCACCAAAAGAGAACAGAUUGCCACCCUCAGGACUGUCCUCAAGGCUAACAAACAGACUGCAGAACUGGCACUGUCCAACCUCAAAACCAAGUAUGAGACUGAGAAGAGCAUGGUAUCAGAGACAAUGGUGAAGCUGAGGAAUGAGCUCAAAGCCCUGAAGGAGGAUGCUGCCACCUUCUCCUCUCUUCGCGUUAUGUUUGCCAGCCGGUGUGACCAGUAUGUCACCCAGCUCGAUGAGAUGCAGAGGCAACUUGCAGCAGCCGAAGAUGAGAAGAAGACUCUGAACUCCCUCUUGCGUAUGGCCAUCCAGCAGAAAUUGGCCCUGACCCAGCGCCUGGAGGACCUAGAGGCUCCUCUCUCUCCCCAUAGCCUCAGCAGCAGCCCCCGCCGCUCCCGGGCCAAGGAGUUGGGUACAAAGUCAGGCCGGGCCCCACGGAGUCCCCGUGGCAGCCCUGCUCGCCCACCAAUGAGGAACAGCCCACGUGCCAGUCCAGUUCUUGGCAGCAGUGUUCCCCCCAUGGCCACACACCAUCUCCGAGCCCUAAGCCGAAGCCUCCACACCAGCCCUCGCUGAAAAUGUACUUUCAUCACUCCAAAUCCCCACUCCUCCAUAAGGACCUGUCUUCAUGUUGAUCCCUCGGCUCCCUCCUCCUUUCCUGACCCGAGACAUCCUGUCCAUCCCAGACUUGACGUCACAUUCCCCACUCUACCCACCAGAAAAAUGGAUUAAAAAAAAAACAAACAAACAAAAAAAACUAAACCAUCUCUCAUCCUGCCCUCUUGGUCCUCUCUGCUGCUUGGAGCAGAGAUGCCUGCAUGCAGCCUGGAGAAGAAGGAUGAAGAGACCGUUUUGCUGCUCAUUGCCCUGUGAUGUCAUUGACUGUGUCUUGUCUCGAGUGGCACCAAUCUCCAUCUCAUGACCUUGUUGAUGGCUGUGUGUUGUGAUGAUCCACUGACAGUAUUUAUUCCAGACUGAUGGAUGUCCAUGUACAGUAUUUACUUUCCUCAAACACAGAAUUUGCAGGCUUCGUCUAACCGAACAUCCUUUCCUGUCUUUGAUCAUGCUACGUUUGCAUAUGCAAGACUAUGAUCUGUUUCAAGGCUGUACGUCUUGACACUCUUGCCUUUAGCCUGGCCUCCUGACCAGGCAUGCCUGGCUUCUUGUAGUGUCAGUAACCCAUUAGAUCAAGUGUUAUAACCCUCCCAGGUAGUAUAGUUUUAUAGAACAAUGCAGCCUUACUAACAUAAAUUGCUAUACUAAAAUUAAAGAGCUUGCUGUUGUCAUAAGGUUUAUACCUUUCAUCGGUGGUGCAGUUAAAUCCCCUUUUUUAUCCUGUGAUGCAUCUGACCCUUUGGCGCUGGCCCAUCAGCCAUACCCUUUAAACUUGAGGUCAGUAAACUGGUUGUUUCACUGAUGGAAAUAGAUCAGCCAUAACUUCACCACCUCAGGUCAAACGCAAGUAAUCAGAUACAUGAUUUGGGAUCUGUUUAAUGGGCAUCAUAUUUCCUUUGCAAACUAUGCAGACCAAGUCAGGACAGUGCCUGUACCCAUACUGUUGUUUAUUAGGAUCAGUGUGAGUUUUCAGGCUUACCAUCACUUUCAAUUAAUCAGCCCAUUCCACCCAUUGUACAGCAGUCAUUUGGCAUCUGUCACAGUAAGCGUCUUGUUGAAGUCAUGUAGGCACAUAGUCCACCUACAAGCAUCCCAAUUUGCUAGUCGUUUGCUCUCCUUCUUGUUGGGUUGUGGGGCUGCAAUAAUGCUGUGUUUUGUGUCACUCCACACUUCCAGAGGCUCAGAUUAACCUAUACUCACCAAGAAAAAUGUAAGCACUCCAUUAGGCCCUGGAUAUUUCUCUUGGUUACACAGCCUGGCUAACAGCAGCCUCAAGCCCAAUCAUUCAGCAUUGUCUCUCCUUUCAACGGCUAAAUUAUAUUCUCACUACUUCAGGGGGAAACUUUUACAUUUUGAAUUACACUAUUUCACCAAGCAUUUUAUGUGCAUUGGCACCUCGUUAACUAAAAAUCUGGUCUGUACCACAGUUAGCAUUCCAUGUCCAAACAUACAGAUAUCAACUCACAGCAAGCUAGUCGGGUUGCCUGUGGCUCGUAGAAUCCAUUGUUUUAUAGGAAUGCUAUGAAGGUAUUAUGGUUGCAGAAGGGCAAAUGAAGAAACAUUUCUCUACCUGCCUGUAGAAGAACAGAAUUUCAGUAGUAAUGCUAUUUGUUUAGCAGCUUUCAGUAAAGUCAUAAUGUGCUUCACAGCCAGUAGCACAAGAAGAAAAAAUGAAAAGAUGAAAAGAAAAUGUAAGGAAUUCAAAUACUUAAAACUAUAAAUCACAAUGAAACAUAUCCCAUUAGGAACACAAGAUGGGAAUGUUAAUAUAGACGUUUGAUGCUAGGUCUGUCUCUGAGGACAGCAGCGGAUCUACAAUGCAGUUUCUACUGCAGCUCUGCCUGCUUCAUGCGUUGCAUUUUAAAUUCAAAGAGGAUUUGAUAAGGCUAAUCAUAAUCGUCCAGUCAACUUGGAGAUGGCUGUUCUAAAAGAAAAUCUGAAUGCAAAAAAAAUGUUGACCGUAAUUUGUUCUAACUUGUUUUACCAUCCUGUGGUUUAGUAGAAGAGGCCACAUCCUGCUGAUAAUGUUUUUGUGUUGAAAAUUUAGUGCCUUUGUUUUCCUCUGGUCUCUUGAUUUUAGACUACAUCACUUUUUUUAAAAAAAAUUAUAGGCUACACUGUAGAAAUGAUGUGUAUUUUUUUUUUUUUUUUUUUUUGAAGGUAUGUUUCACUUGCUUUUGAGGAAACUCAUUGGGCAGUAUCAGCACUGAUUUUAGUGAUAUUUCAUUUUGGUAGAAUGAUUUCACUUUUUAGCAUGCAUCAUGAAUACCAUAAGUUCAUUAACAGUCAGUGUUUGACUUUAGCAUUCCCUGGAAUAAAUGACCAACAUCGGCAAUUCCUUUUGAAAACUGAAAAAAGACAAAAUUCCCACUACAGAUGCAGAAAAUACUACCAUCACCACAAUGCAUAGGAAUGAUACAGGUACAAUGUCAAGGUCUAUAAACAACCCAGAGCACCAGCAUGAUGAUGGUUAACUGUUGAUGAACUGGUAAGAGGGAAGAAUGCAAAAAAAGUGAAAAUGUUCUUCCAUAAUGAAAUGUUUUGAAAGCUGUAAAUGGAUUCUAUUUAAUUCACUCUUUUGCAGAUGUGAGCAUAAUUUAAUCAGUUAUUUCUGUAUAGUGUUUUUAAUUAACAACUGUAUUUAUGUGGUCUGCAUUUUGUGUAAAUUUGUUGUAGAAAAUGACAUGCACAUGCCCCCAUGCACAUUUGGUGGUCCUCAACUGAUGAUGUGUAUGCAACUUUAAUUUACCUUUGAACCACUUUUGUCAUGAAGAAUCAAUAAAACCAACAUGUUACAUGUA
Molecule: messenger RNA, 5814 nt
Organism: Myripristis murdjan (pinecone soldierfish)
Lineage: Eukaryota; Metazoa; Chordata; Actinopteri; Holocentriformes; Holocentridae
Product: protein bicaudal D homolog 2
Exons: 10
Coding region: 272-2974 (900 amino acids)
Biological process (GO): regulation of microtubule cytoskeleton organization; microtubule anchoring at microtubule organizing center; protein localization to organelle
Cellular component (GO): cytosol; Golgi apparatus
Molecular function (GO): dynein complex binding; cytoskeletal adaptor activity; dynactin binding
Source: RefSeq, a predicted model, not a curated record